AUGAACCUGGCCAUGAUCAUAUACAAUGGUGCAAACCUGCGGAGCAAAGAGGAAGUCGAUGCGAAAAUCCAGUCCCGACCUCUCAAGCGAGCUCAACUAAACGCAAGCGGAAUUGUCCCAACCAUCGAAGUCAGAGUAAACCGGAGGAUGAUGAAGGACCAGUUGGUGGAAGUAGUGAUGGCCAGUCACAUGGAGUGA
Blastomyces gilchristii SLH14081 is the source of this 198-nucleotide messenger RNA. RefSeq lists its product as uncharacterized. Lineage: Eukaryota; Fungi; Ascomycota; Eurotiomycetes; Onygenales; Ajellomycetaceae. Bases 1 to 198 code for a protein of 65 amino acids. The transcript has a single exon. The record is from RefSeq and is a predicted model, not a curated record.